Messenger RNA from Scleropages formosus (Asian bonytongue), 3985 nucleotides. RefSeq names its product adhesion G protein-coupled receptor E1-like. The coding region runs from base 441 to 2624 and encodes 727 amino acids. The record is from RefSeq and is a predicted model, not a curated record. Gene Ontology annotation, biological process: cell surface receptor signaling pathway; adenylate cyclase-activating G protein-coupled receptor signaling pathway. Gene Ontology annotation, molecular function: G protein-coupled receptor activity; calcium ion binding. The transcript has 17 exons. NCBI's taxonomy places the organism in Eukaryota, Metazoa, Chordata, Actinopteri, Osteoglossiformes, Osteoglossidae. Gene Ontology annotation, cellular component: plasma membrane.
AGCGAGGCUCUGAGCGCGAUUCACAGAUCAACGCAGGGCGAGGGAGAGGACAGAGACACAAGGAGAGUGUGUGAAAGAGGCUGAAAGACACACACUGAGCGUGGGGUGUGCGAGCAGAGACAGGCAGACUGACUCAGAGAACGAGAGAGGGCGAGCUCCCUGCCCAUUCCAGAGCAAAGUCCCCCACCUCCACUUCCAGCUCCAGCUCCUGGAUGAGCGCUUGGUGUCCAGAGCUCACAGAACGCCUCUUCAGCUCUGCACGUUCACACUCUGAGGCUCAGAGUCACUUUACUGGGACGCUGGGUUUUCAGCAGGAGGUCGGACUGGAUACAGCCUGGAAGCCGAGACCUUCUGUUCUUCGUCUGAUCCGGGAUUUACACUUUAUCUCAGAUACUUCUGAGCUCCUGUGAUUAUCUGUGGAGCUACUUUUCCUUGCCAUCAUGGGAUCUGAGAAGUAUCUCCUGACCCUGGGGCUUCACCUCAACCUGCUCGUGAACCUUCUGGCUCUGGACAACUGUUCGUUUGGAUACGAAAGGAGACAAAGGAAAUGUAUAGAUGUGGAUGAGUGUAUUCAGCCCAGUGAAGUCUGCGGGAAGAACGCGCAGUGCAUCAAUACCAACGGCAGCUACUACUGUCAGUGUGACUCUGGGUUCGAAUCCACGUCACACACCGCCAACUUCACGCUCACCGAAGGUUCCUGCAUCGAUAUCAAUGAGUGUUUCAAGGUCAGAGAUGUCUGUGGCCCCAGUGCUACAUGCACGAACGCGAUAGGAUCCUACUUUUGCUCCUGCGUCAAGGGCUAUGCCUCCCAAAGCAACCACAGCUUCAGCUGCCAAGACAUAAACGAGUGUGACGAGGACUCGUCCAUUUGUGGACAGCUGGGAACCUGUGAGAACCAAGAAGGAAGCUACAGGUGCCGGUGCCAAGACGGAGCCAGUAACUUUGGCAAUGAGCAGGCGCACUGCGUAGCCCUAAACUGUGACCUCUACAAAACAGACAGCAAAUCCCAGAAGCUCCUGCCACGUCUUGACACCUUCUUGUCUCUGAUGAGGAACAGCUGCAAGCAACUGGGUCAGAGCUCAGGAGGACAGGUCUCACUGAUGAGUGGCGAGACGCUGUUGGAGAAAGUGCUGACAGCGGGUGAUGACCUCCUGUCCAGCGAGGCCCUGGAGAGCAGCAGCCAGGUCAGUGAGCUGCUGAGCUCCAUGGAGAAUGCCAUCAAGCUCAUUGGACCACAGCUGAAGAAAAACAGGACCAGGAAGGAGAGCAAACAUGCAGAGGUGGAACUCCUAAUAACCAGAGAGAAAUCACCACCCCGCGGGCCCAUCCACUUGUCCACUGAACACGCCCAGCUGGACACCACCUGGGAGACUGCUGCAGGGACCUCUGCGUACCCAGGAUUUGCAGUUGCCUCGCUGGUGGCUUAUAAAGAGCUGGAGUCGACUACAAAUGGCUCCUUCCACGGGUUGAGCAGAACGCACAGCGAAACGAGCUUCCAGAUAAACUCCAAAGUCGUGACAGCGUACGUGAGCAACCCAGACACCAGCCACCUGCUGACUCCGGCCACGUUCACAUUUUUACACCUUCAGAGCAAGGAUGCCGAGCACACCUGUGUGUACUGGGACUCCAGCAGCCAGGGCGGGUCCUGGUCGCCAAGAGGGUGUGUGAAGACGCAAUCCAACAGCACGCACACCGUUUGCUCCUGCAGCCAUCUCAGCAGCUUUGCUGUGUUGAUGGCGCUCUAUGAGAUCAAGGAUGCCUUUCAGCUGCAGGUGAUCACAUGGGUUGGACUCUCGCUGUCCCUGGUGUGUCUCUUCCUCUGCAUUGUCACCUUCUCCUGCUGCCGGUCCAUCCAGGGCACCCGCAACACCAUCCACCUGCACCUGUGCAUCAGCCUGUUCAUCGCAGACCUCACCUUCCUCAGUGGGAUCUCCAGCACAGAGAACAGGGGUGGCUGUGCCUUCAUCGCCGGCCUCCUCCACUUCUUCUUCCUCUCCGCCUUCUGCUGGAUGUUUCUGGAGGGGGUGCAGCUCUACCGCAUGGUGGUCCUGGUCUUCAACACGACGCUGCGCACGGUCUACAUGCUGGCGGCCGGCUAUGGAGUACCGCUGCUCACUGUGAUCAUCUCCGCCAUGGCCUACAGCGAGGGAUACGGCACCAAGCGCUACUGCUGGCUGAGUCUGGAGAGGGGCUUCAUCUGGAGCUUCUUCGGCCCUGUUUGUGUCAUCAUCGUCGCCAACAUCUUCUUCUUCAUAAUCACCGUGUGGAAGCUUGCCGAGAAGUUCUCCAGCCUGAACCCUGACCUGUCCAAGCUGCGGAAGAUCAGGACAUUCACCAUCACCGCCAUCGCGCAGCUCUGCGUGCUCGGCAUCAUGUGGAUCUUUGGCUGCUUCCAGUUCGAGGAGAGCAUGCUGGCCAUGUCCUACCUCUUCACCAUCUUCAACAGCCUGCAGGGGGUGCUCAUCUUCGUCAUGCACUGUCUGCUCUCCAAACAGGUGAGAGAGGAGUACGUUCGCUUCCUGUCCUGCAGCCCUGUGAAAGAGAAGAGGAGGGACAAGUACUCAGAGUCCAGCAGCUCACAGGCUUUACGCAUGACUCAGAGCACGGGGGAGUCCCAGAUGUGACGUCAGAGCUCUUCCCUCCAGGAUCUGAGUGCUGGACGCUGACUUGACAUGAGUUUUGUGUGAACCGUCGGUCCCCCACUGCAAGCACCUUCAGUCCCGCCCCAAAAGACUGGACACCUGGAGGACACAAGCAACACAAGCAUCACAGGAUAACGUUCGACGUCUCCACCAGGAGACCAGACACGCUUAUGAACAUCCGAGUCCAUUGCUUCACACAGACUGAUGUGAAGUGCGAACUCAAAGCGUCGCACUGCGGAGUGUGUGACCUACUGUGUAUCUGUACUUGAGUGUGCUUGUGUGUGUGUGUGUGUGUGUGUGUGUGUGUGUGUGUGUGUGUUCGCUGCCCACAUGGUACCUUUACUGACCUUCUCUGAAAGCAAAGAGUGGAACCUGAGGCCGGAACGGGACGUGUUCGCCUGUGAGACAACGCUUUUUACACUGUGUGUACUUUCUAAGCGUGGUGUGUGUGUGUGUGUGUGUCGUAUGGUGUGUGCGUCCCGUGUUGAGUGGUCCAGUGAAAUGGAAACGGGUUCAUUUGGGGUGCUCACUCAUACAGUCCAUGUCUGUAUGAACGUUCACACUGAAUCCUUUUCCUCGUCCAUCCAUCCAUCCGUCCAUCCAUCCAUCCAUCCAUCCAUGGACGUUUUGGGUAUGCAUGGACUGUCUUGCUCUGUUCACCCGUCCAUAUGCGUACCCCUCAUCCACACACGUUCUGUGGAUCCUGCUUUUCUCACUGAAAUUCUGUUUUGCACUAAUUUAGUUUCCGAUUCAAGGGGGUAAAAUUCGACUCUCAUGUAACUGUGUCUCUGACUUCUCUGUACAAUUUGUACAAAUGAAUAUUUGGAACUGAAAACCCGGUAACAAUGAUGUAAAGAACGGAAACGUAGAUUUCAGUAGUGAGUUUCUAACCCUCUGCCACGCCCACGGCACCGGCGUAACCGGUUACACCUGGGGCUCAACAAGAAUGACGACAUAAACGGCAGAAGCGGACGAAGAGCGUUGCGGAACCCUGUUCGCCAAAUCGCUUCCUCGCUCCGAGUCAGCAUUCUCCUGCGCCUUUGCUCCUUGCUCCUUGCCUUCGUGUACUCUGACCUGCCUUCUAGCGUUUUGACCGUCUGCCUGUUUUCCGACCACGAUUCCGGAUAUUCCUUGUGCGCCACGUUCGAUGUUCGAAGAUCCUCGCCUGUCCCUGACCACGGUUCCUGGCUUACUCCCGAAUAAACACCCGUGCACUCCGCAACCGAGUCCGCCCUUUCCUUCCGGAACGAAUCGUGACACCCUUAGUACUGCGAGCAAUACUUUAUUUUUGUGUUUCUCUAGUCCUUUCACAGCUGUUACGGGAAGUAUAUGUUAUAUAUUGA